AGAACUUCUUCGAUUCGGUUACAAGGAAGAUCUCAAUUUUCGUUGAAUCAGUUGGGUCGUCGUGAUCGAAGUUUGGAACACGUCGUCGUCGGGAAAAAUCGGUACAGCAGUACUAUUACUUAAAAAGGUAAAAGGACGCUUUUUUCGUACCGCUCUUCCUAGCAGCAGUCUAUCACUUUCGCUUGCCAGCUUUUUUUUUAAGGAAAACGAGCUUCUGAUUUCUUUUCAGCUCUGGCAGAUUCGUAGGAUUGGACGCCGAUGGUUCCCGCAGCAGUAAUCGGCACGUGGUCGUGCUGCGGCGGAGGUGUCGAGGUUGCUGCUUCUGCAAUAGCCUGUGUUGAACACGGGUGAUUUACUUACCCAUCCCUGCUAGAUGACAAGAGAUUUCUGAAAAUCAGAAUCACGUCACGACUACAUUUUCACCAACCAUGGCGGAUUUUUGGAAGACCGUGUAUGAGAACACCCAGGCGGCCGUGGCGGACUAUGUCAAGAAGGCGGGUGGUGAUGAUAAAGAUAAAGCGAAAGAUAGUACAAAGAAUCGCGUUUUAACAGUCUGGUCAGCGUCGACAGGAUACUGUGCCACGGCUUCCGGUGCCGGAAAUUAUAGCAUGACAGGUUCCUCCUGUUCCGAUUCCAUCGAGGCGAACCCCCCGAGCCCGAAGUCCGAUGUUGAUGAAGACUGCAGCUUUAUUGAGUACUUCCACGCCCAGGUGCCUACCGAAUCCGACGUGGAGAAUGAGAACCUUGGGUUUGAUACAGAUGCAGAACAGCAUGACAAAUCCUCUUCCACCAACGACAAUCUGAUCCACAUUCUCCCAACUUCCAACCCGAAUAAACGACUGUCCCGGUCCGGCACCGUUGCUACGGUGGAAAUCCGACCCCCGCACGACCCGCUCGAACUACGGAAGCUGAUGUUUUUUGCGGACGAAGAAGAAUACCACUACAUGAAGAGCCGGCAGACGGUGAUGACCACACGAGGACCAGCAACUGGGUCGACGUUACGAACAACGAUAGAACAGUCUUACGAAGAGCAAAGCACCAGUUCCGGGGGACAGGAUAGUUGUCAAAGUUCUCUUGCUGCGACUUCCUCUUCAUCCUCUUCGAGCAGUAGUGAGGAAGAAAACACUCACAUGAACAACAAGCAGGGCACAGUUACCAAUCGCGGACACGACAUGUUGUUACCCCACCACCUUUUCCUCGGCCCAAAUCAUGCUCCUGGCUUUGCAUCCUCUUUGUCGCAGGAAAUUUUUCGCACCAGCGGUUCUUGCUCCCGGAGGCUGUUAAGUUUGGUGCAGCAAUUUGCGAAUUUCGUCGCGUUUUGGUGUUACCAGUUGUACGAGUUACCGAUCAUUCUGUUCACUGAGGCGAAGGAGGUUUCUGCGAGAGAUCUGUACAACCGCUGGAAGAAGGAAUCCGUUUUACUUCACAGCUGCGUUCUUCCUGUUGUGAGAUUUUCGAAAACAGCGGCAAUUUUUACCAGUCAAACGGUGAUUUCGGCUCCGGAAAAAGUGGCUUGCAGCACCACCGCUCUUGCACGGAAAGUUUUUUCAACCACGACCCAGUUUUUGAAGAAUUCCACUUGCUCUCGAACGUGCGUGAAAUCCUACGCAGUGUCCUGUUUUUACCGGCAGAAACGGGUGAAACGAUAUUGUCGAAAACUUAUCCAGAAAUUCCGAAAAGUGUUUUGCGAUUGGGGGACCUUUCUUCGGGAUUUUACCGUUGAGGGCACGGACGCGUACGAAGUGUUUCAGAAGUGGCUGGACGACUUGUUUGACACGUUUUUUUUGAUGAUCGUGCGGUUGCUGAUGUUUCAAAUCUUCUACUGCAUGGUGAACAACUUGUUUGAUGAUUAGAAGCGCGCGAGGGGGUGUAGUUUACAGCUGGAGCAACAAUUGUGAUUUCCUGUACUGAAAUUUUACUACAUCUACAUGGUUUUUUUCGAAGAAGGAGAAAUAACGCUAAAUUUGAUUCAUAGUACUCAUCUUACACUAAAACCGUACACACAUUUUAUCUAAACAGUUCUACUUUUUCCCGGCCCGAGGUGGCACGCAUAUUGUCUAUUUCCAUUGGGAGGUUGCAAUUCUACAUUUCCUGUAUAUAUCAUUUUGAAGGUAGUUCCGGCAUUGUUUGUGGAACUGUGGCACGACACGGCUUGAAACCUGUACCUAAUUCUUGUGCGC
Amoebophrya sp. A120 is the source of this 2180-nucleotide messenger RNA. The record is from the annotation of a GenBank genome assembly. Lineage: Eukaryota; Dinophyceae; Syndiniales; Amoebophryaceae.